This is a messenger RNA of Salvelinus fontinalis (brook trout), 8097 nucleotides long. RefSeq names its product protocadherin gamma-C5-like. The record is from RefSeq and is a predicted model, not a curated record. Lineage: Eukaryota; Metazoa; Chordata; Actinopteri; Salmoniformes; Salmonidae. Bases 3089 to 6019 code for a protein of 976 amino acids. Gene Ontology annotation, molecular function: calcium ion binding. Gene Ontology annotation, cellular component: plasma membrane. The transcript is spliced from 5 exons. Gene Ontology annotation, biological process: homophilic cell-cell adhesion.
ACACACACAUUCACGUGCUUAGACCAAUAUAACCUGCAAAAGGAUCAUGUUUAACACACAAGUAUGAGUUGUAAAGGGAAAGAUCAGCACUGUUCACCAUACAUAUAUCAUAGACAGUCCUACAGAUUUUGAACAUCUUAUUAUUGGUUGACAUUGAAUUAUCUCAUUACUGAGAAAGGAAGAGAGAACAUUCCCAUGAGCAGUGUAUGAGAGAAACUAAAAUAUAUGUAAUGAAUGUGUCGGUACCUGUAUCAAUCACAUCUUCCUUUGGGUAAAGGACCAUUCAAUCAUUCUUUUUAUGUACCGUAGAAGGGGCUUUACAUCUUGUUUAUGUAUUCAGCUAUUGAGGCCCCAGUCAUGAAUGAUAAAGUAGUAUCUGGUCACGUGACAAAUAGUGGCAUGAACUGGAGACAUAUAUACGCAGUUCCUUGAACAUAGCGGUUUGGGGCCAUUUCAUUUAGUAUUCUUCCUCAGGAAAUGCUACCAAGCAGUUUUCCAUUCCAGUGAGAGGAAACAGGCGCGCAUUGUUUAUGCAAAUCUCGUGCUGCCUAUUGUCUGCCGCAUGCACCAGCGUGUGCUGUCCGCCUGUGUGGCGCUGUCCACCCGCGUGGUGCUGAAAUGCUCCGCUCGGUCUGUGCAGCGCGUUUGGGUCUCCUUUCUGCCUCAGCGCAACUAUUUUCAUGGGUUGAAUAAUGUGGUGCUGCAGAAGUGGGUCCUAUUCUGCCACUGAUCAUCGUGAUGAAAUACGUUUAUAUUUAUGUUUUGUCGGCCUGGCCCAUAUUACAUGACACCGUGAUAUGGUUUAUGAGCAUGAUUCAUAAUUAAAACCUUAUUUUCAUCUAACGCUGUAAUCCGAGGUCCCGCAGUUUCCAGGGAGAUUUAGAUCAUCUAUGUCCACUGGUCGUAGCCUAUUGUCGGUAAAAAUCAGUGUGGACGAAUUGAUAUUGUGGUGGUUAGACACAUAGUUUAAAGACACAGAUAGGACAAAUCUAUAUAGCCUAAAGACACAUAUAGUGUCGUGAUCGUUGUAGUGAGGAGACAAAAGCGCAGCGUGAUGUGAAUAUAUCUUAUUUAAUGACAACUAAAGAACACUGAAACAAACUAUUACAAACUUUACAAAAUAACAAACGAACAUGACGCUAAUGAUAACGAGUGCAGACAUGCAACAUCAACAUAGACAAUCACCCACGAACCAAACUGGAAAAUGGCAACCUAAAUAAGAUCCCCAAUCAGAGACAACGAUAAACAGCUGCCUCUGAUUGGGAACCAAUCCAGGCCACCAUAGACCUAUGUAUGCCUAGAAUACACACACAACCUAGACAUACAAAAACCCUAGACCAGACAAAACACACAUACCACCCUCGUCACACCCUGACCUAACCAAAAUAAUAAAGAAAACAAAGAUAACUAAGGUCAGGGUGUGACAUAUAGGACAAAUCUAUAUAGCCUAAAGACACAGAUUUAAACUAUCUUUGCUAAAUACUUCCUCAAUCAGUUAGAUAGGCAAAUUAGCAAAAUAAUGAAAUACACUGAGUGUACAAAACAUUAGGAACACCUUCCUAAUAUUGAGUUGCACCCCCCCAUUCCACAGGAAUGCUGGACCAUGCUGACUCCAAUGCUUCCCACAGUUGUGUCAAUUUGGCUGGAUGUCUUUUGGGUGGUGGACCAUUCUUGAUGCAUACGGGAAACUGUUGAGCGUGAAUAACAGAGCAGAGCUGCACUUCUUGACACACUCAAACCGUUGCGCCUGGCACCUACUACCAGACCCCGUUCAAAAGCACUUCAAUCUUUUUUUUGCUUAUUCACCCUCUGAAUGGCACAUGCACAAUCCAUGUCUUAACUGUCUCAAGGCUUAAAAACCCUUAUUUAACCUGUCUCCUCCCUUCAUCUACACUGAUUGAAGUGGAUUUAACUUCUUAUGGCUGAAGGGGCAGUAUUGAGUAGCUUGGAUGAAAGGUGCCCAUAUCAAACGGCCUGCUCCUCAGUCAUAGUUCCUAAUAUUUGCAUAUUAUUAUUAGUAUUGGAUAGAAAACACUCUAAAGUUUCUAAAACUGUUUGAAUUAUGUCUGUGAGAUUAACAGAACUCAUAUUGGCAGGCAAAAUCCUGAGUUGAAAUCAAAACAGGAAGUCAGAAAUCUGAGCCUGUAUGUAUUCACCAGAGUCCCUUAACAGGUGACAUCAAUAAGGAAUCAUAGGUUUCACCUGGAUUCAGCUGGUCAGUUUAUGUCAUGGAAAGUGUAUGUUUUCUUAAUAUUUUGUACACUCAGUGUAUGUACUACCGCUAUGUAAAUACACACUACUAAAUCGUGUGUGUGUUCGUGUGCGUGCAUGUGUGCGUGUAUGUAGGCGUGAAACCUCUAUCCUCCUUUUCACUUUCCUCUCACGAUCCUUUUAUUCCCAGCCCGUUACUCCCCCUCCCGUUCAGAUUGAGCAGGCUACUGGGAUUAGACGUGUGUGAGGGGAUGAGAUGGCUUCCUGCUCCUUAUGACGCGCUAUGAGAACACCACUAGGCUGUGCUUCACUCUCAUUGUCACACGACGGCAGAAAGAGUACAGUAAACGGAGGGUUUAAAAGGAUACAGCUCUGCUAUAAUAAUAAUAUUAAAAAUAAUACUGUUAAUAAUAAUAAACAAAAUAUACGCCUAUAUUUGCAUUCAUUAUUUAUUAAUUCAUUGAGAAUGUAUAGAAUUACCACAUCUGUUUAGUAAAGUAGCACUUUUAUUACUUGUGAAUCAAAGUAACAUAUUUUAUUGUGAGUGAAAACAUUGUGCUGCUCAUCUGUUUCUGUGGUUUAAGCGUUCUUCUCCAGUGUAAACAUAGUGUGCCUUUAAGAUCAAGUGAAUCAGUGAUUGGUCUGUAGCAGAGUGUUCUUUCCACCAAUACCGUGUCGAGCCAUACAAAGGGAUCUACUCCCUCCCCUCAGCCUCAGCAUCUCAUCCCUUAGCCUACAAUGCUCUGAUUUGGGAGCUACUCAUGCACUGACUGGAAACAAAACACGUUCUGUUUGAAAUUCGUGGAAAUGUUUACGUUGAAGAAUUUUUAUUCCAAUAUUGUGCGAUGGUAUUUCCUGCGAACAGGAGACUGACUCAAUGGAACAAAGGACAAUGAGUAUUCGUGGCCUUUUGAGGUGGCAAGUGUUCUGGAUUUAUCAAUAUGUUCUCCUGUGGAAUACAAUAGAGGCACAGAUUCGAUACACCAUACCUGAGGAAUUGAACGUGGGCUCUGUUGUUGGGAAUAUAGCUAAGGACUUUGGUUUGGGAAUAUCUGAGUUUUAUGACCGUAAACUAAGGAUAGCCUCUGAUGCUGGUAAGCAGUAUUUCAGUGUGGAUUUGGAAAAGGGUGAACUGGUUGUCAAUGAGAGGAUAGACAGAGAGGAGUUAUGUGGAGAGAGCGUCCCUUGUCUGUUUCCAUUGGAGGUUAUAGUUGAACAUCCCUUACAGCUGCAUCGCAUUGAAAUCGACAUACAGGAUAUAAAUGAUCAUUCUCCGAGUUUCCUUACAAAUGACAGGGUUUUGAAAAUAGCUGAGUCUAUCACUGCAGGUGCGAAGUUCACAAUGGAAAGCGCACAUGACCCUGACGUAGCCUCAAACUCCUUACGGUCCUAUAGUGUCAGUGAUAACGAUAAUUUCUUGUUAAAUGUGAAGACCCAAGAUGGCACAAAAAUACCAGAGCUUGUGCUAAAGACUUCAUUAGACAGAGAGAAGAAGGCAGUUCAUAAGCUCGUGCUCACCGCUGUAGACGGAGGGAAUCCUGCACAAUCUGGCACCUCUGAAAUAACGGUCAUAGUGUUAGAUAUUAACGAUAACGCACCCCAAUUUAAAAUACCAUUUUAUGAAGUAUCUGUCGCUGAGAAUAAACCAGUUGGCACCACGGUUCUAAACGUCAAAGCAACUGAUUCUGACGAAGGACUAAAUGGAGUGAUCGAGUAUUUCUUUGCAGACCAAACCCCCGAUACAAUAAUGUCAUUACUUGAUGUUGAUUCAAAUACUGGAGAUGUAACUAUCAAAGGGCAGCUUGAUUAUGAACAAAUACAUUUGCAUAAAUUCGACAUAAUGGCAAAAGAUAAAGGCAAUCCACAAAUGGAGGGACAAUGCAGUAUAAAGAUAAAGAUUGCUGAUGUUAAUGAUAAUGCCCCUGAAAUUAUUAUAACCUCACUCACCAGUCCAAUACCAGAGAAUUCAUCCCCUGGAGUGGUUAUUGCAUUGAUUAGCGCUAAAGACUUAGAUGGUGGUGAGAAUGGCAAAGUAAAGUUAAAUAUGACACCGGGCUCACCGUUCACCCUGAAGCCCUCCGUCUCCAACCAUUACGCACUGGUGACCAACGGCCCAUUAGACCGAGAGACGUUCCCGGAGUAUGAUGUUGUCAUAACCGCAGUUGAUUCAGGGUACCCACCUUUAUCUACAAAAAAAACCGUGACUGUGGAAAUCUUAGAUGUAAAUGAUAACCCUCCAGUGUUUUCCCAGCCCUCGUAUACUGUUUAUGUUAAAGAAAAUGGCACCCCGGGAUCUAUCCUGCGCUCUGUGUCCGCCUCUGAUACAGACAUGGGUGAAAAUGCCAAGAUUUCCUAUUCUAUAUUAGACUCUAAAGUACAAGACGUGUAUGUCUCCUCCUAUAUUUAUAUAAACUCAGAUAACGGCAGCAUCUACAGCAUGCACUCGUUUGACUAUGAGAAACUGAAAGUGUUUCAGAUUCAGGUGCAGGGAAAAGACCACGGCUCUCCGUCUCUGAGCAGCAACGUCACGGUUCAUGUUUUUAUCCUGGACCAGAACGACAAUGCCCCGGCUGUUAUUUACCCCUCCGCUGUCAUGGGCUCUGUCUCCCAUCAGAAGAUUCCCCGGUCCGCUAAAGCAGGCCACCUCGCCACUAAGAUAUCGGCAGUGGACGCAGACUCGGGCCACAACGCCUUGAUUUCCUAUAGGCUGACGGAGGCCACAGACUCGUCUCUGUUCAGUGUUAGUCUUUACACAGGUGAGGUGAGGACAAAACGCGCUGUUUCAGAGCAGGAUGACUCCUCUCAGAGGCUGCUUAUAGAGAUAAAGGACAAUGGGGAGCCGGCCCAGUCCACCACAGUCACAGUCAAUAUACUGUUCGAGGACGGGCUACGCGAACCCAUAUCGGACUACCGCCAGAAAACUGCAGAACCCAGCAGGAGAAACAGUAAAAUCACCUUUUAUUUGAUCAUCUCUCUGGCCUCAGUGUCCGUCUUGUCUUUGUUAACUUUUCUCAUCUUAGUGGUGAAGUGCGUUCGAAACAGUAGGAGCAGCUCGAGUUGCUGUAUCAGACGGGCUGACUCUGACGGAUACAAGAAUCCCAACAGAAACCUGCAGAUCCAGCUCAACACUGACGGCCCUAUUAAGUAUGUGGAGGUCCUGGGAGGGGACCUGUUGUCUCAGAGCCAGUCGUUCAGGUCGUGUCUCUCUCCAAUGUCAGAGUUCAGUGAUUUCACCCUCGUUAAACCCAGCAGCACUACUGACUUUAAGGAAAUGAUAAACGUGCUUGAUGCAUCUUUACCUGACAGUGCGUGGACUUUCGAGAGCCAACAGCAAAAUCCACCCAACAAUGACUGGCGCUUAAACCAGCAGGUACAGAGACCUGGACCCAGUGGCACAUACAGGUACAGCACCAUCACCCAGCAGAGAUGGACACCGUACGGGAAGGCGAGAGCUGGCCCCCAUCCUGCGGGGGCAGGUGGUGUCGUAGCUGGAACAGGACCCUGGCCCACCCCCCCCACCGAGGCUGAGCAGAUCCAGGCUCUGAUGGCUGCUGCCAAUGAGGUGAGUGAGGCGACUGCGACCCUUGACCCCCGCUACAACGCCCAGUUCCCCAUGCAGCAUGUGCCUGAUUACCGCCAGAACGUCUACAUCCCCGGCAGCACGGCCACCCUGACAGCCAACCCCCAGCAGAUGAUGCCCCAGCAGGCCCUGCAGGGCCCGCCACAGGCCAUGCCCCAGGUCGAUGUCCCCAACGCUGCCCAGACCCCCGCCAGCAAGAAGAAGUCCACCAAGAAGGACAAGAAGUAAGCCAAGCUAACACCAAACCCAAUCACCAUGGACACCAAGACCCUUUACACCCAUACUGCAGAGCGUCCUCCCUCAAUAGAAACCUUGAUCUUUAUUUUUCUUAUGCCAUUCAAUCUGAUAGUUUAAUCUGAUAGUUCAAUCUGAUAGUCCCAGCGUUGUGGAUGUAGUGAGCAUAUGUCAAAAUGUUGGUAGUGGGCAAUUGCUGUACUUUUACUCCUAUGGUCAUCACAGCCCACUUCAGGCAGAGGUUAUUGGUUUGUGGUGUAUGUGGGGUGGGAGGGGGAGGAAGAGCAGAGAAAAGAAGAGGGCAUGAGCUGUAUUUUGGAUUCAGAUAGAUUUCAUGUACCUGGAAUUCAUGUAGUGAUCUAGCUCUGCAUUAUACCAUUCUAAAGAAAAAAACAUCUGAAUGUUUGUUUUCAUUGAAACUUUUGAUGUUUCUCUAAAAUGCAAAGUAGUUGCUUCUUAUGACGACAUGAAUUACACGACCUUCUUGUUUAUUUAGAGAACUUGCUUUAGCUCUUUAAGGAAUGGAGUAGACAAGACAUGUUGCAUGAUUCAUCCUAAGGAUGAAGAACCACUGAAGAUAAGCCUACAUACAUUUGAAGAAAGAGGCUAGCUCAACUUUGUCACAAAAAUACAAAUCUCAUGUGAGAAUGCAUACCGUGGCAUUAACAUUUUGAAAUGUAAGGUUCAUUGUAGUAAUAUGACUAGUAAGCAUAAGAACAGAUUCUGAUUUUGUGUUACCUUUAAUGGUGACCAUCAAAGUAUAUCCAGCUGCUUUUUAAAAUCUUGUCCAAGCAGGAUUCUGUGGUAACUUAGAUCAUUUAUCCACGAUUGUAACCUUUUUCCAUCAUUAUUGGUAGAAUCCUGUACUGCAUUAAAACUAAACUUUGUUUAAAUAAUGUAACAGUGUAAAGGUGAUGGAUCAGUGUUUUAUAAACUUAGAACCAGCAUUAUUUCGAUAUUGUAUCAGCGUUGUUGUAACGUUGUAUUAGCGUUAUGCCGAGCUGGCCCAGUGUGACUGGCUCUGCACUGUGGCCCUCUCUAAGGCUCAUAGACAGAGUCCUGUGACCACGACCCCAGGGUUGUGGGUUACGGUUAGGGUUAGACAGAGUCCUGUGACCCCAGGUUUGAGUGUGUUAAAGGCAUAAGGAGGGGAAAGGGUGGACAGUCUCUGUCCUCUUGCCACAUGUACAGUAUCUCUUUGGCUAUGACAGCCUGUAAAUGUGCUCUAAUCACUUCUUCAGCCCAGACCACAGGUUCAGUACACUACAACUCCAGACACUGCAGGACGUUCUGUAAUGGACAGUUUACAGGAGCCUCUGUAGAAGCCUUGUUGUGCGUUCAGGGCAAUAUCAGGACCAUGGACAGAGACCACCUCCCUCUCCUCUCUUAGAAGCAGUCUGGGGCACAGAGAAUGUUUUCAGCCCAUCCUUAACCCUGCCAAAUCCUCAGCUGCACUGACACUCUUCCCCCAUGUAAAUAAGACACAGCCAAUCUGAGAGAGACAUCACUCUCUCACCACAGCCACACUGCUGGCUAGUACUGGAAUGUUUAGAAUAUUUUUCAGGAAACAAAUCUGAUAACAUUUUUUUUUUUAAAGAAGUGGUUAAUAUUAAAUGUAGUGGUGUAGUGACUAAGAUUUGAGCAAACGGACUCGUCCAAGCUGUAAAUAAAACUAAAACUUUCAAAAGACAGUCGUAGCUAGAGGCUUGUGAAAUUUUUUGUGCAUAUUUUUGUGUUUUCCCUCUAUCACUUUCUUUCUUUGGUUACACCAAACUUUACAUUUUAACACAUUACACCUACAUGUCUUUUAAAGUGUGAUUCCAUUUCCCUGCACUUCGUCCUGUGUUUGUGAUUUUGAUUAAUUGUUUAUGCUACUGGAAUGCCACCCUUGCUCAUAUGAAUAUAAAUAUGUGUCUUCUAAUCCUCUUUAUUCUAUUGUAUUAUCUUCCGUAUUAAAAUGCUGUUACACUCUUAUUUUAUAUGCAAAAAUUUAUACCGCUGUUUAUUUCUUUAUGGUUUUUGUUUAUUCUCUGCUCACUGACAUUUACAAAUAAAAAUCUGUUCUGAUAUGA